This is a messenger RNA of Acanthaster planci (crown-of-thorns starfish), 4903 nucleotides long. RefSeq lists its product as uncharacterized. The record is from RefSeq and is a predicted model, not a curated record. NCBI's taxonomy places the organism in Eukaryota, Metazoa, Echinodermata, Asteroidea, Valvatida, Acanthasteridae.
AAAGACUAGAUUACAGUAAGGUCAAAGGCUAGCUUUGCAUAAAACCGUGUACACGUAACCAGGAAGUUGUAAAACACCUGCUUCUGCUGGCUACUGUACAAUCGCCAAAAUUCUGGCUGUCCCGUACACCUUUCCAGUCCCAUCUUGAUUUCGUGGCUCUUCUUUGAAUAUUUCAACUGUAACAUGUCCCGGCCUGUUAGAACCAGCGCGAGUUCCAAAGCUGCAGAAGCUAAAAAUGAUGCUUAUUUUCUUAAAAGCCGAGUGGAAGAGUUAGAGGCAGAAGUAGCAGCACUGAAGAAAAGGUUAGAUGACUUGAGGAAAGCCAAGAACACGACUGUUCACAAGAAACAGAAAGAAUAUGUCACAACUUCCAUGACGGAACACAGGUCAAGCAAUGACCCCAAGGUCAGUGACCUCCAGCAAAAGAUGGACGACCUGAAUUUGCAGCACACAAAGGAGAUGGAAGAACUCAAGCGAAGCCACCAGGAAUCGUUGCGAAAAAUGAAAAAGACUUCUCCUUCGCCGACAUCCUGCAAUCACGAGGAAGAAAUCGCCUCCUUGAAGCAGCAAAACAAAUCCCUGCAGUCUGAUAACGAGGAGCUCCGGCUCUUCAACGAGGAGCUGAAGAAGGAAAACGGUGAUUUGAGGGAGAAGUUUGAGGAGUUGUUUAGCGAGUUAAGCAUUAAGGAGGCGCAGUGGUGUGAGAAAGAGGAACAGCUGAACCUGAAGAUGAAACUCCAGUGGGGGGAGAAGUACCGAGAGUGGAUGGAAGUGACCGAGAAGAAGAUCGCCGACCUCCAAGCGGCAAAUGAUCUCUUACGGAGCUACAUGAAGCAUCCUGACGGGACAUGAAAGGUCAUCAGCAACACAAAAGUACUCAACUCAACUGCACCACUGUCCAAGCAGUUGGUUGCUACAGAGCCCGGACAAGACUCUUAUGAAGUAAAGUACCCUCAGAGCAGUCAAUAAUCCUAACCCUGAGAGUUCCAUUGUAUUCAUCACAAAUACAUAAUACAAGUCCAUUUUGUUAAUAUCAGAGUGAUAUUUUAUUGGUACCGUCCAUGUGUUAUGUAUAAUACAGGUAAUUUUUAAAUUAUGGAAACUAGACAAGUUCUUUAAAAAAAUGGUAAAUUAAUGUCUAUGGCUAAUGGAAUUAAAUAUACACUUACACUAGUGACCUGUGUUCUCUAACUGGUGAGCAGCAAUGCCAUCUUGGUAAGCAUUCUACGACUGUGAAAUCAGUUCGAGGAACUCAUUUCCAACUUGUGCUAAAAACCACCAGUGUUUUGAUAACACAAGAAUUGGCGGGAACUGCUGUUCAGUUGUCUGUGAAUACUUUAUUGGUCUAAUUCAUUUGUCAGAAACCAAAGUACAAGUGCUACGCAAUACUAAAUUUGCUGUCAUUGAAUGUCUCCACUAUUCUCCCGGUGUGGUGCCUGGCUUGAAGUCAGAUUGUUUUGAGAUGAAGUUGAGAAUCUACAUUCGCUCAUACAAUUAAACUUAUGAGGGUUUCAAUGUCUCACGCCAUCAAGAAACAUUGGACUGCAGAACUCGUGAGCCAGGAACCGAUCCAUGCCAGAACAGUCAGCUCAGAUUUAAGUACUUAUUCCAACUGACACCUUCAAAAUUUUCCUCAGACUUGCACCCUAGACUUUGGAUUGAAGUACAUUUCACUCCCCAGGACUUCGAGACAAUGGGGGUCACACCACACAUCUUGGGUUAAGUUGAGUGCCUUUGCCUCAGUGGAAGCCUCAAGACACCCACUUGAAAUUACAAGCAAGGCAUAUACAGGUAUAUACAUGCAAGUGACACUUCUAAAUUGCUGGGGUUGUAGUCAACUGCAUUUUAGCAAUGGGCCUUUUGCAAGUUAAAUUUGAAUAAAAUCUGGAAGACUGAGUUCUUUAAAUUCACACACAAAAAAAUUUGAAUUCCCCAGACUAUAGACACUGUUACUUUACCUCGUUCUUUGGGGCAAGCUUUUGCUUAGUUUACACAAGUCACGCCUCACAACAAUACAAUGAUUUCAAUGGAUAGUAACAGUGCCGUUAGUCUGGGGAAUUUAAAUUAUAUUUCUUUACAAUCAGAUAACUUUAAUGGUGUACCAGAUUUUAUUUAAAUUUAACUCGCAAAAGGCUUAUUAUAAAAGCUGUGAUUUGAUUCAAAUACCCACGCGUCACAAUCAGGUACAGUAUAACUUGCCCUUUCGGCAAUUCAGCACUCGUUGAGUCAUCCUAAAACCUUACAGCUCUUGAUUUGGCCUAAAUGCAGGAAAUGCAGUCGCUGUUAAGGCUAGUUCAUACUUCAUACAAAAUGUGAAAGUGAGGUGAAUUGGACAUUCUGAUCAAAAGUUGCUGCAAAAUUUCGCUUGAGUGGAAAUGUUCUCCACUUCUGCGAAUAUGCAACAUGUAUAUAUGAUUUCACAACACCAAUUUAUGUUUGCUUUCAUGGCAGUUAUGAACUGACCUAUAACGUCCCGUGAAAUGCUAUAAACACAACAGCAAAUUUCCUUUGAAUCUGAAUAUCACAAUAUGUCACAACUUGUAACAACGUAGAGUUCCCCGGUUAUCAAGUAUGACCUGCAUUUUUUUGUAGAGCGAGAUCAGACUCUUUGUGACUGGAUACUCACCUAUGACCAAACGUUUUCCAACAGAUAAAUAGUCCUAAACCUACAUGAACCUACCAAACUUAAAAUCUUUCUCCUAAAAUGUACAAAUUAGCCAGCUACCAAUUAAUAAAUAAACCUAUACCAACGUAUUGAUAAAUAAACCUGCAUAGUUUCAAAUAUACUUGGUAUGCAUGGUACUAUUUAUUGUUUUUACAUUUUAGUAAAAGUUGUCAGUAUUCAAAGUUUAAUAUUUAACAAUAUAGAAAAAAGGUGGGAAGACUGCACAAGUCUAAUAUUUGGUUUUACAGUAAAAUGUAGAUUUAGUUUUUUAUGUACUUGUUUUCAUGUUUACAUAAACGUCGACUUGACAGCAAUGACAUAAUGUAAAGCCCUUCUAUUGUACUUUAUUAUUCAAAAUCCAUUACGGCCAGCGAUGUCACUUGAUCUCUUGAUAACAAAAAGGUGUCCGAUUUCACAGUUUGAUUCGUACUGCAGUGACCUUGGGAUAUGGAUUCUGUGUCUUUGGAAACAUGACGUCAUAAAUACCACAAGUGUUUGAAAAACACUCGGAAAUUACAAGGCACAGUCCAACUACAUGUAGGACAGUAUGGUGCUAUUAAAGUAGUUAACCGUUUCUAAGUACUCUUUUAAUAGUAGUCAUAGGCCGUGUCCGAAUUACUUGGCUGUGGCCUAAAAUUAUGCAAGAGUCUAUGGUGGAGGCCGAAGCCAGUUUCCAUAGAGUCAUGUGUAAUUUCAAGCCAUAGCCAAGUAAUUUGGACCCGGCCUUAUUUGGCCCGAGACUUCAACUGUUGUGGAGCACCCCCACAGCAGUGCUUGAGGAUUUCCUUUUGUCAGUACAGUUGGCUAGUUCGAUCAUUCAAGGACGGCACAUUACUUCCAAGGACUAGGAUACGAAUCCACUAGGAAUCACUAGUACACGUAAGACCAGGGUGGUGGUACUACCGUGUGUAGCACCAGAAACUGCUUAUUAGCUGAGGUAAACUGACAUGACUAGGUUAAUGCUUUGAUUCUCUCAUCUAAUACAUGUUAGAGACAAACCAGAAGUGGUAUGUUGUAGUGUGCUACAAAAUAGGGCAGGGACUAUAGGGACAACAAGGCUAUGUCUGAAUGACGUAUCUUGUGGCUAUGGCUUUAGUGAUGGCCAUUAACCUGCCAUGUAGAAAUAGCCAUAGCCGAUAAUACCCUUUUUGGACAUGGCCUCGUGACUGGCGUCAGAAACCCACCGUCCAGCCACUUUUAAGUACACGUAACUCUUAUCAAGUAUCAAGCUUUUAUAUUAAAUUAAUGAGUACACUUCUUCAACAGAUUGCAUUAAUACAGAAAAUGUGUUUUGUAUGUUACAGUUGCAUUGAAUACAAAUAUUCCACAAUUGAAAGUUUGCCCCCAGACAUGGGUACGGUCCAUUCACACGAGGGGGUAAACUGGAGGCGUGGCCGAAACUUAUCCUCCCACCAUCCUCAACCUACCGGAUCAAAUGUGCAGUCACCGAUGGAAAGAGAUCCUGUUCAAUUCUAAAAUGUACUGUGCAUCUGAAUUAGCCCAAAUUUAAACAAACACCUGGAAGUUUUCAUCCAUACAGACAGAGAGCAAGUUCCCUUCCUACAAGAGACCAUUCAAGAUGUUGGCCCAGUGUAGUUAUCAAGCAUUCCAUCUCCCAACUUGAGAGCAUUGUAAUUUUUAACAAUUGAUAUUUGAAGUUUUUUACAUCUUUUACAAAUUACCACACCAGGCAGUUUUUUCUUUGCUGUUUAAAAUGAUGGACAUUUGUUAAAACUUCACAGCUUGGCGGCAGAAAACUCAAGUCACACAGGCACCAUGUUAGUGUACUCUGUACAGUUUGGUAAAAUAUUUAUACAUUCAGCUUGCCUAUUUUGUCAUUAAAAUGUCGUGUCUCUUUACGACGGAAAACUCAGCUUUCUUACAGUGAAAUAAGCUUGGCGCAGCAAAGAAAGUUUGUUCCUUUUGCACCAAACCGUGAAAACUUUGAUUUUUACACAUGCUCUGAUCAGUCAAAGGUUAAAGUCAUCAGAACACACAAAAUUUUUCCUCAACAAAAACAUUCCAAACACCACAUUCAAUUGUCCAAAAUCUGGGGGGAAAAAUCCACAAAGAAAUGACAACCUAUCAUCUCAAAUCAGGUUCAGGGUUCAAUGCACUUUACGGUCAAAGGUCAUUAAAGCCUGGCUAGGCAUUCUGGUAGAAUGCAGGUUAUGUCCUAUCAUGAAGUUCUUGCACUUUUGGGAUCCGAUCAAAAGUAUCCCUCAUCAUAAAAAAAAA